AUGGCCCAACUUACGGCUACUUUUGUACCGGAAGAUGUUGCUAUAAUUUCUGCCUUGCCGAUGCGACAACCGGAUGCUCCGGAUCUCUUGGGCUGGCAUUUUACCAAGUCUGGUAAAUAUUCGGUUAAGUCAGGAUAUCAUGUUCUACGUUCCAAACCGACGGCUUCUUCUGAGUCGAAGGUAUUUGGACCUGAUAUUGUGCCACUUCAGGCCUUUGUUUGGAAGAUCAAAUGUCCACCAAAGCUUCGUCAUUUCAUGUGGCAAAUGCUUUGGCAAGUUUGGGCCUUAUCGCGUUUCCCGACGAGUCCAGCAUCUUUCCCUUCGGAGUCGGUUUUCACAAAUAUGGACUUCCUUUUCUGGCGGUUCACAAAUGUUGCGGAUUAUGAAUUUUUCCCAUGGAUUUUGUGGUAUAUCUGGAAAGCGCGUAAUGAUAAAAUCUUUAGUAACCUUGAUUCCAAUCCCUUAGCCAUUUUGCGUUUAGCAGAGGAUGAGGCGAAAGCCUGGGCCUUGGCUCAACUGGAUGAUAUGGCAUGCCUCUCGGAAAGUCUCGGGGGGAUAGGACAUAGUGAAAGUGGGGUUUUACGAAUUCCUAGACCUCAUUCGAGCUAUAUGUGUUUUGUAGAUGGCUCUUGGAAAGCAACAGAUCGUUUUGCGGGUAGUGGAUGGUUUUGUACUUCGCCCUGGGGUGACGCUCCUAUUAUGGGUGCGGCUAACCAUCGCCGUAGUCUAUCUCCUCUUCAUGCCGAGGUCGAGGCCCUUGUUUGGGCUAUGCGCUGCAUGAUUGGAGCUGAUAACCAAUCAGUUGUUUUUCUUACCGACUGCUCCGAUUUAGUGAAGAUGGUGUCUUCACCCUCUGAGUGGCCAGCCUUUACACCGUAUUUGGAGGACUUACAGAUGGAUAAGGAGGAGUUUACUUCUUUUUCUUUGGUCUACGUCCCUCGUUCACAGAAUUUCCACGGCUUGCUCGCACUUCACCGCAACCAGUUACCUUUGUUAACGAAUUUCCAUCACAUUGGCUUGUUUGAGCCAAUCUUGUCUGUCUCCAUUUCAAUCUAG
This is a messenger RNA of Camelina sativa (false flax), 1056 nucleotides long. The record is from RefSeq and is a predicted model, not a curated record. Lineage: Eukaryota; Viridiplantae; Streptophyta; Magnoliopsida; Brassicales; Brassicaceae.